AUGGCUUCCAUUGUCAAGUUACAAGUCAUUACCGGUGCGUACGAUGAAGGAGCAUUGGCUUAUCUUUUACAAACAGACGACUUUCGAUUUCUACUUGAUUGUGGCUGGGAUGAAAACUUUUCUCUCGACAUUAUCGAACAAUACAAACGCCAUAUUAAAACGAUUGAUGCAGUGUUAAUAACUUAUCCUGAUAUUUAUCAUCUCGGUGCACUACCUUAUCUCGUUGGACAUUGUGGAUUGAAAUGUCCUGUGUAUGCAACGAUUCCUGUGAAUAAAAUGGGACAGAUGUUUAUGUACGAUUUGCAUCAAAGUCGUUCGCAUAGUGAAGAUUUUACACUGUUUACGCUUGAUCAUGUCGAUGCAGCAUUUAAUCUAUUUGUUGAACUCAAAUAUGAUCAAUCGUUUCCACUCGAAGGAAAUGGACAAGGAUUAACGAUAACGCCAUUGCCUGCUGGCCACAUGAUUGGUGGAGCUAUAUGGAAAAUUUCGAAAGAAGGCGAAGAAGAAAUUGUUUAUGCUGUAGAUUACAAUCAUAAAAAAGAACGACAUUUGAAUAGUUCGAAUUUAACUAAAAUAAGUCGGCCCACACUGUUGAUAACAGAUGCUUUAAAUACGAAAUAUUCCCAAGGACAACGGAAAACCAAGGAUGCUCAAUUACUAACGACAAUCUUGGAAACGAUGCGACGAGACGGAAAUGUACUGAUUUGCGUUGAUACUGCCGGCCGUGUUCUGGAAUUAGCUCUUCUUCUAGAACAAUUGUGGCGAAACGAACAAUCUGGUUUAUUUGCUUAUUCGUUAGCUCUGUUGAAUAAUUUUAGUCAUCAAGUCAUUGAAUUUGCUCGUUCACAAGUCGAAUGGAUGGCAGAUAAGAUAGUUCGACAGUUUGAAGAGAGUCGCGCGAACCCAUUCCAGCUGCGUUAUGUCAAAUUGUGUCACAAUCUCAGUGAUUUAGAGAAAGUUCGCGCACCCAAAGUUGUGUUAGCAAGUCAGCCAGAUUUGGAAUGUGGUUUUGCACGCGAUUUGUUCAUUCAAUGGGCUGAGAAUGACAAAAAUAGUAUUAUUCUGACAACAAGAACAUCUCCAGGAACGUUGGCAAGAGAGCUAAUUGAUAAACCUAAUGUGACAACAAUCGAAGUUGAAGUACGUCGGAAAGUACCUUUGGAAGGUGCAGAAUUAGAAGAACAUCUCGAACAACAGCGUAUUCAAAAUGAAAAGAAGGCAGCCGAAGCUCAAGCAGAGAAGAAAAAGUCUCGUAAAUCAUCUCGUUCCACAGGUGAUGAACGAAUGGAUGUCGGUACUGGAAUGGAGGACGAAGAUGAGAAUGACGACGACGACGACGAUGAUGAUGACGAUGACGAUGACGAUGAUGAGAAUCAAAUCAAUAACAAAUCGAAAUCAUCGACAGGCGAUCAUACCAUCGAUACAGGUCUUGCUGAUGAUAACCUGUUUGUUACACCUUUGCAUACUCCGUCCGGCACUCGUGCACCAACUCAAUCUCCAUUUGCACCGAAGCGAAAAGCAUUCGCUAUGUUUCCUCAUAAAGAAGAAAAGUACACAUGUGAUGAUUAUGGUGAAAUAAUCAAUCCUGCUGAUUAUAUGGUCGUUGAAACGAAACCAUCGAUUGCAAAUGAUUUUGCCUCGAUGAAUUUUGGUGAUUCGGACGAACGACAGCCUCUUAAUGAACUAUUUGCUAAUAAUAGUAAUGUAUCGAACAUGGUGUUGACGAUGAUGCAACAAAAUUCAGUCGGAAUACUACCUGCGAAUCAAGCUCAGCAACAUCCACUGAUUCAACAAGUGCAACAUCAACCUUCGACUAUUCCGUUUAAGACUCUACGUGAAAAGCGUGAAUUGAAAAUCAAUGCCAAAGUUCUAUAUGUUGAUUUCGAGGCACGAAGUGAUCGCGAAUCGAUUGAAAAGUUACUUAAUCAAAUUAAACCGAAGAAUUUAAUCUUGAUUCAUGGCACACAAGAUUGUAUCGAACAAUUAGAGAAGUAUUGUACAGCAAAACAAAUUGUUCAAGGAAGAAUAUUUUCACCCCGUGUGGGUGAAAUUGUAGAUGCCACAACUGAACGAAAUCUUUAUCAAAUUAAACUCAAGGAUAGUUUGUUAAGUUCGAUCUCAUUUGCAAAAACACGCGAUGUCGAUGUGGCAUGGGUUGAUGGAGUUAUCACCCAUGGUGCACCACCCCCCACGACUCCGUCGGGAUUAGCAACAUUUACCACUGUUGGUCAAUCGAAUACAGAAUGGUAUUUAAAUCCUGUCGCGCGUGAGGUGAAAGAUCAGAUGCCACCACACCCAUGUGUAUUUGUGAACGAACCAAAACUACUCGAUUUGAAAAUGAUUCUUAUCCGACAACAUGGACUACGAGCUGAAUUCGUUGGUGGAGUGCUCACUUGUGAAGAUACAGUCGCAAUUAAACGAAACGAAGCAGGCAAAAUUAUUCUCGAAGGUUCUCUGUCCGACACCUAUUACAAAGUUCGACGAAUCUUAUACGAUCAAUAUGCUAUUUUGUAA
Messenger RNA from Adineta ricciae, 2514 nucleotides. The record is from the annotation of a GenBank genome assembly. NCBI's taxonomy places the organism in Eukaryota, Metazoa, Rotifera, Eurotatoria, Adinetida, Adinetidae.